AGGGAGCAUUGAGGUAGGGGUGGGGGCGUCAGAGGCUGGAGAAAGAGGCACCUGGAGGAGGACACAGGCUCCUCCAGGCGGGACCCUAACAGCAGCCAGAGGAGCGUGGUGGGUGGGUCACCACCACCAUUUCAGAGGUGGGGAGAGCUGGCCUUCCUUGGAGGGGCCAGGCCAGGGCUCAUCCACCAGCCAGAUGUGGAGGGUGGCAGAUGGGAAAGGCCCUGGGUGGGCGCUAAGAACUGAGAAUGGAGCCCCUCUUCAACCCCUCCCAAAGGUUAUGACAUUUUUUUCUGGGAUUGUCACAUUUUCUUAUUCUUUUUUUGGACUGGGCAGGCUCUGGGACGUUCUUUUUCCUUCUGUGGAGCAAAGCAGCAGCCACUCCCAAGGGAGCCUCUAUCCCCAGAGACCAGACGUGCCGCCUGUCCAGCCUCUCCCAUCCCAGACUUGGGGGCCAAAGCCUGGGAGGCUGGGGAAGGGGGGUCCCCAAUCCCAGGAUGACAAGCAGGAGGACCCUAGUUGAGACUCUGUAUCCUCCAGGAGAGAAGGGGGUGUAGCCUGGGGACAUGGGUUGCCCCAGCUGACCUGAGAAGGGUACAGGAAGCCCAGUCCAGGGACAGGUGACCCGGUCCAGGGCCUGAAGAUGGGAAAGAAGGGGCUGGCUCCCUCCUCUGCAGCAAAUGCAGCCCCUAGCACCCCGGCCUGGCACCCCUAAACACGUCCCCUCCUCCAGUUCAGAGCUGGGGUGGACAUGGUAGCCCAGGAGGGACAGUCUCCGGGGUGCUAGAGUGUGGGGGAGGACCCUGGGUGGGGGCAGAGAGGAGGAAGAACUGCUGCCUGGGGAAGUCACAGACAGCCCCGUCUGGGCACAGCUACCAAACCUCAGGUUGCCACGCCCCUUCCUUUCCCUAGAAACUUGACCCCUGAAAGCAAGCCCAGCUGCGGGGCCACCUUCUGUCUCCUCAUCUACUUGCUAGGAACCUGUGGGACCCACAGUCUCAGAGGAAGCUGGGCAGGCGGUGAGGGGCCGAGGUCCCGGGGGAUGCUGCACCUGCCCCAGACUUGGCCUCUGCAUGCCCAGGCCUCAGGGGUAUUGGGGGCCCUGAGAGUGCAGAACUCCAGCACUGUCUCCUCUGAGCGCCAUUCACACACCGUCCCAGAAGGCCAAGAGAGACCAACCAGACAGAAACAAGCAUUCAAAGGCCACAAGCUAAGGGAGGCGUGGCGGGGGGGGAUGAAGAUUGAGAAAAUAAAGUAGAACCAAGUUGUGAGCUUCCUGGCCAGGGAGGAGGGUGGUGGACAUGCAUGGAGGCCCAGAGGGCAGAGGUGGGCGCAGGUGUUCACAACUGCCUCCGGGGCACUGAUUGGCCCCCCUGUGCCAUUGCCCAAGGAGACCUGGGGUUCAAAGUGAUAUCUUAGGUGGCACGAGGGCCACCCACAGCUUUGGCGCUCCUGGUGCACCUCCCCUGCCGAUGGUGCAACCAAACGCUGGGAGGUACACGCACCACACCACACCCCUCAGGGACUCUGAGGCUUUGACUGGGGAGGAGGGUGCCUCCACCCACUGCCACCCCCACUUCCCUGGCUGGCGCACUCUGUGGUACGGCCUUGGUUCCACAGCGGUUUCACAGCCUAGAGGCAGUGGGCAAGGAGGGAGGGAAGUCUUGGGAGGGAGGUAGCAGGACCAAAGAACCAUGUUUGGGGGGCACGUCCCUCCUCACCAGGGCCCUGCCCCCCUCCCCACACCCUCAGAGAGUCCAGCCCUGAGUCCCACUUAAAACCUCACUGCGGCAGGUCUAACCUGCUGCCCCUGGCUGAGACCUCUGGGACCCGCAGACAGACCUGGACUCUUGGUGGGAGCCGCUCUGCCCACUCCCCACCCCAGACGCCCUAGAAGCAAGUCUGGCCACCACCCGCACGCACAGUUGGUAGCCCCAGACUCUUGGGGCCCCUUUGGGAGGGGCUGGGAGCCGGAAACCGAGAAAGAGGAACCCAGGCUUCCGGCUUCCCAGGGAGUGAGCGGAUGGGGGUGUCUCGGAACCUUCUGUGGGGGCCUCAUCUGGGGCCCAGCCUGGGAGGAGGGGCCAGAAGUUGCUGCAGCCCCCUCCUCAAUGACCCUAGACCCCCUCCCAGCCCUGCUACCCCCAGGCUGUGGUGAGGGUCUGAGAGCUGGCACCACGGAGCCUGGGCAACCUCCUCCACCCACCCAUGCCCACCCCGCAUGAGGCUGAGAAGCAGAACACAGGGCCAGAGGAGGCGGACCGGCCCCCUUCAAUGUCCAGUCAUGAUGCAGCCCCUCCCGCAGCCCCCAGCCGUAACCCCUGCUGCCUAUGCUGGUGCUGCUGCUGUAGCUGCUCCUGGAACCAAGAGCGGCGGCGCGCGUGGCAGGCCUCCCGGGAGAGCAAGCUGCAGCCCCUCCCCAGCUGUGAAGUAUGUGCCACGCCAAGUCCUGAGGAGGUGCAGAGCUGGGCCCAGUCUUUUGACAAGCUGAUGCACAGCCCGGCGGGACGCAGCGUGUUCCGGGCGUUCCUGCGGACAGAGUACAGCGAGGAGAACAUGCUCUUCUGGCUGGCCUGUGAGGAGCUGAAGGCCGAGGCCAACCAGCACGUGGUGGACGAGAAGGCGAGGCUCAUCUACGAGGACUACGUGUCCAUCCUGUCCCCCAAGGAGGUGAGCCUGGACUCCCGUGUGCGGGAGGGCAUCAACAAGAAGAUGCAGGAGCCGUCCGCACACACGUUUGACGACGCACAGCUGCAGAUCUACACACUCAUGCACCGGGACUCCUACCCACGCUUUCUCAGCUCUCCCACCUACCGUGCCCUGCUGCUGCAGGGGCCGUCACAGUCCUCCUCCGAGGCCUAGGCCGCCCCCAGCAGCACAGACCCCACCGCCUCCUAUGGCCGACUCUGGGUUGCCUUCAGGUGUUGGCUGUCGGGGCACACACCUGCGGGCCCAGCCUGGCCGGCUGGGGUCCCCAGCCGUGGAGACGGUCCUAGACCCAGUGGGGAGUGCUGUGCCUCCUGGCUCUGCCCACCCGUGGCCAAGCAGGAACUCCAGGUGCAGGGUGGGCCAGAAGCCUUCUCAUCGGCCCACAGCUGGCUGGCCCAGGGCUCCUGGUGGGGGCUCUUGCAUGGUGAGAGUAGGGGCCCCCCCAGGAGCCAUGCUGGACCCAGGAGCCUCGUUGGGGCCUCUUCCCCAGGCAGCUGACGGGCCCCGGACAAGCCUUGGUGGGGAGCAGAACCUCUGCAUCAUGUAGUUCUAUGACAUAAGGAGACCUCCUACUUGAGCUGUCUGUACCCCAGAAUCAAACCCAGAACCUCAGAACCAGAUGUAGGACCUCAGAAUCCUGCACUCAAGGUGGCAGGACCCAAUUUCUGUUUUAUAUGUUCAUGAACUUUAAACCUGGAAACAUAUCCUUACUAGGUGUUUUAUCAAAAAAAAAGUUUUCAUAUUUAUCUCUAUCCCUAACCCCCCAAAAAUAGGAUGUCUUAUUAUUGAAGAUAUUUUUAAAGCACAA
Messenger RNA from Macaca mulatta (Rhesus monkey), 3514 nucleotides. It is a transcript of the gene RGS19, whose product is annotated as regulator of G protein signaling 19. Lineage: Eukaryota; Metazoa; Chordata; Mammalia; Primates; Cercopithecidae. The record is from RefSeq and is a predicted model, not a curated record.